Messenger RNA from Gryllus bimaculatus (two-spotted cricket), 5882 nucleotides. Lineage: Eukaryota; Metazoa; Arthropoda; Insecta; Orthoptera; Gryllidae. The record is from the annotation of a GenBank genome assembly.
GGUCUGGCAAUACUCCUGUCGUGUAUUAUGUACCAACAUCCUGUGACUGCUCUUGGAAUUGUAGGAAUAAUUAUUGUAUUUAUUUCUAUAUUUUUACGAAUUUACUGUAAUCAACGUAUUAGGGCCCUCCGCAAACGAGCUCAAAUUGCUAGCUCCAUCAAAGAAUAAAGAAAAUUAAUUGUUAGUGUUUCUCUGCCAUUUAUUCAAUGAAGGGAAAUAAAUUAUUUUAAUUUUGUAUUUAAUAAUAUUCUAUUGUAUAUAUUAAUUUGUAAUGAUACUGUGAUGUCCAGAUAAUAGGAAACAUUUUAAAUGUAACAUAAAAGAAAUCUUUUAUGAACAUGUUUUGUGAUUGACUACCUGUCCUAUUAAAUUUCCUCUGGAUCCAGCCUUAAAGGUAAACGGUUGACAUAAAAGUUUGGGGAAGUAUUUUGAAACAUCCUAUGUAGUAGCGGUUUGAUAAUAGAGUAGUUUGUGGUUUUUAUUUUUAAUGUAGUAAUUCUUUGAAUUGUUAAAUUUUCUUUUAACUACAUUAUUUUCAUUUAGUUUUCAAUUGUCUUAAUUCUUUGUGAACAGGAUGCCUAGCUUGUAUAUUUCUAAGGGAAUAUGGAAGAAAUUGCAUUGUCAAAAAUAUGUUGUUUAGUAUGAAAUCAUGACAAUAGUGAAGUACUUAAUAAGAAAACUGCCACUACUCAAUUCACUUAUGCAUGGUUAUAGUCAAGAGGGGGAGGGCUGUAAAGUAUAAUCAACACACAUUUUUACUUUUUCGAAUACUGUCAUGUAGAAUAAAGAAAGUAUUGUAAAGCUGCUGGAAAAAGUGCCAAUUUUCAACAGAAAUCCAUAUUUUGUGGGUCCUUGAAAAAUCAAUAAUGGUCUUUAGUAAAACAUCUGUAUGUUUGUACCGCCUAUGGAGAACUCCAAUUUACUGAAUUUUCUCUAAAAAGGAUAUUUCCUGGCCAAUGUCACCUCACUUCAUGCAUUAUGAAUUUAAAAUAAUAUUUGAAAAAUGUCUCCCACUUCAUUAAUAUUACAAUAGAAGUAGGUUUUUAUAUUUUUUGGUGUAGUCACUUUUUUGACCAUGUGGUCCUUUUGUUGACCCACCCACUUCAGCUUUCGUAAUCUCUGCAGGUUCCUGGGGCAUUCUGCUCCAUCACCCUUCCCAAAUUUUUUUUAUGAUGCCAGGAUGGAGCUCUCUCCCUCCUUGGCUGCCAGAUAGCCUGUUGGCUUAUCUCAGCCAAUUUUAAGGCUAUUGUUUUGCCUCUAGGCACAUGUCUCUUGAGUGUAACCAGUUCUAUGGUAGAGUACCAAGUCUGAAACAGGAAUUUGAGAGGUGAUAUGUGGUGAGUGAGGGUGCCCCACCAUGCCACAACACACUAUGUCCAUAUAUUAGGCAGAGUUUGAACCCACAGCCUGAAUGUAUUGCGUACUUGGUGCCUGAAGCAUUAGUUCCCUGUGCCACAGAGACUGGCCAGGAAUGGAGGAAGGUGAUGAAUGGUACUUGGGAAAGCUCACUGCUACAACACACAAGCAAACAUCUGUCAGAUACAGGGCUAGAGCCCACUACCCUUCAAGCAUGGACGGUCAAGAUGCAUUUGCCUUAAUGACUCAGGAAUCCAGGGCAGCUUGUAUUCAAUGCAUUUGUAAGGAUAAUUGCUUGAAACAAUAUCUUUUUAAGUUUCUUGAAAUAUCAAAAUUUUUCAGGUGUAAAGGAGCUUAAAAUUGCAUAUUUUUGAAAACAUUCAACAUUAUUUCAUGACUCAAUGAAGAUUUCUGAAAAUCUACUUAAGUUUUUCUCUGAGAAGUUCAAUAUAAAAAGAUAGUUUGCUCUCCUAUGAUAUUUUAACAUUUCUAUUAGAUCAAAAAUAUGGGGGAAAAACAAGUUUUUGAUUUAACAUUAUUUCCUCAAAAUAAAUAUUACAGCUAAGAAAAUAAACCAUGGUGUUAAUUAAAACUCUGUAAAUAUUUUAUUCUAUAUCAUUUUCUGUAAAGUUAUUUAAUUUUAAAAAAUAUGACAAAUGAGUGUGUGACAGAUAGUUGUCAUAGGUAAAGAAACAUGGGGCUAUUGCAUGGUGUCAAUUGUCAUUGAGGUACAUGAUUUUAAUGUUGUGUAACAUAUUAUGGGUUACAUAUGCAUCAAAUAGGUUAAUUUUCCUUAAAUUGCUAUAAUUUUUUUUUAAUUAUGAUUAUUUUACAAGAGUUUAAUAAGGUCACAAAUAGUAUAGUCAGGUCAGCCAGUUUUGUAGCACAGGUUAGGGAGGGUGUCCCAAGUAUGUGAGCAUUAAGGUUGUGGGUUUGGAAUCUGCAUAAGGUGUGUAUACUGCUACACAAGAAAUCUGUAUUGCUCCUCAGAAUGUUUGCUACUGAAAGAAGUACUAUUUAUGCCUACUAAGACUAUGAAGAAACUUGGUAUGUUAAUUUGGUCUUAAUUUUUAAUGUAAGAAAAUCCAUCUCUUACGAUAGUGUUUUUUUAAUGUGUAUUAUGACCACAAUAUGCCUAAUAUUAAAGAUAAAUGCCAUAUUUUAUUGAAUAUAACCCCCACUCCUCAGGGUUUGUGAUGAACAUUUCUGGAAAUUUCAGUAAUUUUAAAAUUUUGUACAGUUUUGGUCAUAAUAAUGUUCUUUAAAAACGGCUCAUUUGUGGCAAUUUUGAUCAGCGGGUUAUAAGUUCAGGUGGGAUAUUGGAAAUAUGUUUGUAACAUUGUUCGGAAAAUUAUAUUACUUCAUAUUAAAGUUCUCGCCAUUUUGGGGGAGGGUAGAAAAAGUGCUUAUAUUUGAUAAAAUAUGGUAUUACUUGUUUCAUACAAUUUUAUAUUUAUUGUUCAUUUUUUGGAAAAGUAGUGCAUUUAUUUCAGAAAAUAUGGUAUCAUUUAUUUCAAAGGAAUUUAUAUUUAUAUUGUUCAAAUCCUGGACUUGUGAUUUUUAAAUAAGUUUCCAGAAACGUGAUGCUUUCCCAAGAGACUUUUCCUAAUUCCUAGUAAACUUCUCUUUUCCUAGUAAAUUCAUUUGCCAUUGCCCAUUUUCCCUGUUUCAACUGAAGGUUUCUAGAAUUUGUAAACUGAUAUCUUCAUAUAUUAUCUUAAGGAGAAUGAUAAUCCUGCAAUGAAAUUGUAAAUAAUGCUGGAAACAUUACUUUUUUUAAUGCAUGGGGACAUACAUAGUCAUUAAAAUGUUGGGUUCUUUCAUUUGAGCGUUAAAGUGACAAAAAUGUUGAGUUCAUUACGGUGACAAUGGGACACGUUCGAGAAGCAUGCCCUAGUCUGUUUUCUGCAAGCUCUCAUAUUAAUCCAGCAAAUUAAAAAAAGGAAAAAACGUAACUUAAAUAUUCUUAUUUAUGACCCAUAAAAGUGACAAGCCAUGAUUUCACAUUAUAAUACAGACACACAAUUUGUCUGUGAUCAUUCAUUUAAUUUUUAAACCACAAACCACUUUCUAUUUACACCAAAAUAUAAGGUAAAAAUCAAGCGAGCACUGAUGAUUUGGAGAAUCAGAAUUACAAUACUGAUAAUAUUCUUCCAUUCAUUCAAUUGUACAAUUGCAUUGUAUUGAGAACGACGAUAACAGGAACUACUGUAUUAUACACAACUGUAUUGUUUACUAGAUUUCAAAUUAUUGUACUUUACUACACUAUCAUUUACAUGCUUAUAAAUACACAAACAAGCAACAGAUAAAUUUAUAUAUCAAAUAUAAUUAAUUAUUAUUUAUUUCUUCACUAUAUCUUGAACUUCUGUACUUUCUUUAUACAUGAACUACUUCAGAUACCAAGAAAUAUUCAUAUAUUAUAAUUGCCUCUAAUAAUGUGCCAUAAGUUAACACAUUAAGUGCUUUAUCACAUAUUGAAUAUAUUUUUCAUUCGAAACUUAGUCACAUUAACUUACAUUCUCUUUUCUUUAAGGUAAGGUUGUAUAAAUCUUUCUAAAACAUAUCUUAAAAACACUUAUAUGAAAAACAAUCAAUUCAAUUGUUUUAAAAAAAACCUGUACCUGUAGAGUUAAUUUAUCUCCUUCUACAUUACAGUUAAUAUGAAUUACAAAAUAUUCAACAUUUUAAUUUUAUAAAACCAAACAAAAUUUUAAAAAAUUGAGAACAAUGUGCAGUUUUUCAAUAUAUCAAAUUAUUUGUUAUUUUUUUGCAUUACAAAUACUUGUGCAAAAUCAUCAUACUCAUAUGUUCGUUUUAGAAAAGUAUCUGUGAACCGUACACCAGAUACAUUUUGUAAACCUGCUUCAAUAGGGAUAAGAUUUAAUUUAAAAAGCAGAGAUGCACCAGGUUCAAUUUUGGAUUGUUGUUUUCCAGAAACUCCACUCCAAACAAGGCCUGAGUUAUUACUGUGUUCCAACUCCAAGACUAGAUCCACUGAUCUCUCACAUGUAUUUAUUACUUUAAAAACUAUAACAAACACUUCUUCCAAAUAAACUAUAUUUGGAAUUUCUUGGAUUGACAGUCUUAUAUCACCAUAGUCGGGAGCCAUUCGCUGCAACUGACUAGUUUGCAAACGACCUCUUCCUCCUAAAUUUGAACGCCAUACUAUGUCCAAUUUUCCUACAUUUGUAGCACCACUUAAAAGACGAAGAUCAGAUGUCAGAGCAGCUUGAGGAGCCAAACAGUACAGGAAUUGACGACUUGCAUGAGGUUGAAGAACAUUAACAUGACCAAAGAUAGAUUCGCCACUGGCAGCUGAAUUCAAUGCAGUAACACUGAAUAAGUGAGACGACUCCAAUGUCACUUUCUCAAGACAGAUGGGCCCAGAUGUAAUAUUCUGAACUUGAGCUUCUAAGUAUACUUCAUCAGAUUCAGCAUUAUAAAAUUUUGUUUUCACAUCCAAUGGUUCCAAUACUUGAAACUUGAAAAAUUUACGAAAAGACAACCUAAUGUUUGCAGUAGUUACAUAGCUUACUUCACACACAAGAAUGUGGACUCCAACUUCAGUGACCUCAUGAUGAAUAACAUCAUCGAGAGUCUGUUGAGGAUGAAGUUCUACAGUUUGAGGUUCUGAGGUGCUAGACAGAAGAAGACGCUGUGUGCUUGUUUGCAAAUCUGCUUUCAAAGAAACAUGUUUUGCAAUCUGGUUACUGUCAUUGUGCACACAAAUGCAACUGGAAAAGGUUUCUCCCAAAUAAAUAUUCCCAAAACUUUGUGGGAGCAACAUAAACUGACCAGAUAUUAGGGUUUCCACAGAGGGCACAGCUGUAAUAUCCUGUUUUAGAUCAUUAUUUAAUAAAUUAUUCGGCAAGUCUCUGCUGUCACUCGUGACUAUAACUGGACAGCAAAGGGUAGGUCUAGUAAGGCGCAUAACUUUCAAAGCAAGAAGAUGCUCAGCUUUUUCUUUUCCUUCCAUUUCUUGACGAUCUUUACAGUCGAAUGUUUGUGUUUAAGGCCGAAAUGGGCGUCGCUACCAGGAAACACGAAUGUACAUUUCAAUUUCUAUAGAAAUUCGCAUCCUAUUACUCACUAUUGGUAGGUUCAACAACUGUCACAUUUAGGUCACAUGUUAUGUCUUGUCAACGAUGACGUUCAGAUACUGAACUUCAGGAUGAAAUUCAGACCAAGAGAUGAUUGGUUUUAGGGUAUCACGGCAGGUUCCACAUCCACUCACACGUAGGAGAGGUCCGAAGAGUCAGAACAUCCGGAUACGCACGCAGGAUGUGCAGGAUGUGUCAAAUUCUGUGACCUGCUGUGACCGAAUAUACCGAAAGACCGAGUAUACCGCUUCUUCAUAUCACGAUUCUCAUACACUGCUUCUCAUUCAUCGCAGAACGUUUAUUCAUACAUUCACGAUGUAAGAGAUUUCCCAGAAACCGCAAGUCUUCAUGUUGUAAGAAAUUUUCGCCGUACCUCAGCUCUUCUCCGUUAUCAUAACGAACGAGAGAGAAUCGGCACACUCCAGC